Sesamum indicum (sesame) is the source of this 1399-nucleotide messenger RNA. RefSeq names its product uv-b-insensitive 4 (gene UVI4). Gene Ontology annotation, cellular component: nucleus. Lineage: Eukaryota; Viridiplantae; Streptophyta; Magnoliopsida; Lamiales; Pedaliaceae. The record is from RefSeq and is a predicted model, not a curated record. Gene Ontology annotation, biological process: negative regulation of ubiquitin protein ligase activity; regulation of nuclear division.
AAUUUUCAUUUCUGCUAACGAAAACCAAUUUGUAUAAAAUACCGCCCGAUUUCCAUUUCAAAAAUUUGCCCAUUCACCUUUUCUCUCCGGAGCUCCUUCUUCAUCUGAACUCACAGAUCCACACACACACCACAGAGUAGAAAAAAGCCAUUCCCCAUUGUUAUUCUAGUCAGCAUCGCCGUUGCCGGAGACCCUUUUAAUUCCACGAAGUGUAACCGCCCCCCCCCCCCAGAAAGUUAUUCUAAGGUAUUCAAUACAAUGCCUGAGGCAAGAGAUCGGUUGUUGAGGCAAGAUGACAUUGUGGCAGCUUAUAGUCGGAGGCGAAUUUCAAGCACUGGCAGUAGGAAUACUGGGAGGGGUAGUUCGAUAAUGUUUGUUCUAGAUGAUGAAAAUGAAGAGGGUCAGGUUGCUGGAACUCCAUUCCGGUGGAGGGGUGCAGCGAUGGUGGGUACACCUGGACCAAUGGGAGUGGCUGCAGGAAGAGUUGCUGUUGGAACUCCAAGAACUGGGCUCACUGCACGAAUUAUAGGCCGUGAAAACUUGUCACCUUUGGUGGGAAGUGGCCGGGGUCGUGGUAGUGGCAAUGGCCGUGGAAGUGCGCUACCCACUUGGUAUCCAAGAAGGCCUCUCAAUGAGAUUACUGCUGUAGUAAGGGCAAUUGAAAGAAGAAGAGAGCGUCGGAGAGGCGGUGAAGGCCUACAAACAGAGAGUCCUAUUCUCCAGGACCAGACAUUUCAUAAUCCUUCUGUAUCAACAUCAGGUGCUCAGCUUGAGCACGAUAUUUCUAUGAUUUCCCCACGUCCCACAAUCUUAAACAGGCGCUGUCCACCAACCAUUGGUAAAGUGCCAAAGAUAUUGCUUAAUAUCACCCAUCAUAGCGAUGGAGAUUCAGCUUGUUUGACACCGCAGAAGAAGCUCCUAGACAACAUUGACACAGUAGAAAAGGUGGUGAUGGAGGAGCUUCGGAAGCUGAAGAGGACCCCCUCUGCAAGAAAGGCAGAAAGGGAAAAAAGGGUACGUACAUUGAAGUCAAUGCGCUAAUCUUGAUUGUCUCUGUUGGUAAUGUGCAUCUUGUCCUCAAUCAAGGUUGAGAUUAUAGAAUUUCUGGGAUGCUGAAGGAUUUUGAACAUUUCUGAUCUGAGGUUGUAUGGAUGAUCAUCUAUUGAUGAUCGAACUCUCACUUAUAUUGAUCAUCUCUUGAUGACAAAUCGUCUGCCUGCAUAUUUUCUAGUAAGGAUGAGUGGGCAGAAGUAGAGUUGAUGACAUUUGAUUGAUAGUGUUGUUUUAGUACAAUUGUUUACUCCAGUCUACUCAUUACAUAUGAAUCUGAUCUUAAAGCAGCUGUAAAUAAAGACUCUUGAGUUUCAUUUUUGCUUGAAUCUUACAGUUUGUGCAAGAA